CGCACUGCACAGCAGUACAAACACUUGUAGCAACAAAAAAAUGGCGCGGCGAACUCGAGUGCUGCUCGUUCUCGCCUUCGCUGCCGUGUUGCUGCUCGCCAGCGGCGCCGUUGCAGCGGCCGGAGGACUCUCGUCUCGCCCUGAGGCGAUGCCGUCCCUGCACGCGCUGCGGCGCGUCGAGGACGACGCGAGCAGCUUCGUGUUGGAGGGCGAGGAGGCGGCGGCGUACCUGCGGAGGAGGGCGCUGUACAGCGGCGGGUCCAUCGACUACGGCGCUCUUACCGCGAGCAAGGCCGCCUGCUAUGGCCCGUGCCCCGCCCGCGGGCAGGCCUACAGCCGCGGCUGCCAGGCCAUAUACCAGUGCCGCGGUUAAGCAGCGCUGCAGUUAGUCGAUCUGUACGUUUCUUGUGUAAGUUCAGGCGCGUUUGAUCUACGUGUAAUUCGCCAUCAGAUUCAUUUCCAUUUGGAAAUAGAAUUAGAAUAUGAUUACUAGAAUCAAAUUCAUUUCUCAGGAUCGAAACGGGCCCUUAAUAUUAUUGUGAAAAGAGUUCACUGCUCAAUAAGAACACUUAUUCAGAGUUUGAUUUUAAAUUAA
Messenger RNA from Panicum hallii, 595 nucleotides. RefSeq lists its product as uncharacterized. The transcript has a single exon. The record is from RefSeq and is a predicted model, not a curated record. NCBI's taxonomy places the organism in Eukaryota, Viridiplantae, Streptophyta, Magnoliopsida, Poales, Poaceae. Bases 41 to 373 code for a protein of 110 amino acids.